CUCAGGCAGAACUAACAGAGCGCAGAUUGCUGCUUUGUUCUCAGACAGAGCUGGAGGAUAGCGGGAAAUGGAGCGCUGGUUUCUGAGAGGCUUUCUGUUGCUGCUUCAGGUUUACGGCUUCUGUUCGGCUGAAAACAGGUGGAAGGAAAUACAAGAAAAGGUCUCAGAAGCUGUUAAAGGAUACAAAACAUGUAACCCUGUUAACUGCAGCUGCCAUCUUGGUGUCCUCCAUCAUGACCUGAAGCCUUUUGAAAGGGGAAUCUCUCAGGAUGUCAUGGCAACCACGGUUCAGAAAGGUGUGGGCACCCACUACCAGGUCAUCGGACACAAGCUGUACCGAGAGCACAACUGCAUGUUCCCUGCAAGGUGCAGUGGAGUGGAGCAUUUCAUCCUGGAGGUUGUGGACAGGUUGCCUGACUUGGAGAUGGUGGUGAAUGUGAGAGAUUACCCUCAGGUGCCCAACUGGGUGCAACCGAUUCUGCCCGUCUUCUCGUUCAGUAAGACGCCAGACUAUCUGGACAUCAUGUAUCCGGCGUGGACGUUUUGGGAAGGCGGGCCCGCCGUGUGGCCCAUAUACCCCACCGGACUGGGCAGAUGGGAUCUGAUGAGAGAUGAUCUGAAAAAGUCUGCAGCUCAGUGGCCUUGGGAGAAGAAAGAGACCAGAGGAUUCUUCAGAGGCUCCAGAACCAGCGCUGAGCGCGACCCACUAAUCCUUCUGUCCAGAGAAGCUCCAGAUCUGGUGGAUGCUGAGUACACCAAGAACCAGGCCUGGAGGUCCGAAAAGGACACACUCGGCAGACCUCCAGCUAAAGAAAUCCCUCUGGUAGAUCACUGUAAAUACAAAUAUUUAUUUAACUUCCGGGGUGUGGCGGCGAGUUUUCGCCUCAAACAUCUCUUCCUCUGCGGCUCGUUGGUGUUUCAUGUGGGCGACGACUGGCAGGAGUUUUUCUACCCUCAGCUCAAACCCUGGGUCCACUUCGUCCCGGUCAAACAGGACUUAUCUGACGUUAGAGAGCUGCUUCAGUUUGUCAAAGAAAACGAUUCUGUCGCACAAGAUAUCGCCUCCAGAGGUCAGGAGUUCAUCCUGAACCACCUUCAAAUGCGAGAAAUCACGUGUUACUGGGAGAAACUCCUGACCGAGUUCAGCCAGCUGCUCACCUACAAACCCAAACGGAGGAGCAACUACAAACAGAUUGUCCAGAAAUCCAUCAAAACGGAGCUUUAAACUCUGAUACGAAGGAGAAUCAACAAUUAUGAUUGUAUUUUCUGUGGUACGAAUUUUUAUUGAAUUGUUUAUUUGUAUUGAUUCUCAUUUUUGUGGGACAAAAUCACAGUUUCAAAACUUGGUCCAGAUCUUUCAUGUAUUUUAUAGACAGUUCCCUAAACGGCCAGUAGAGGGCUUGCACAUCUACAGUAUAUUUGAGAUAAUUUUCUGUUUUCUAUUUCUAAAUUUUUAAAUCAAGUUUAUUUGUGCAGCCUAUUUCUGCAACAACAGCUCAAAAAUAAAAAAAUAAAAAUGAAAACACAGUUUAGAGACGAAAAAAGCAACUGUAAACAGGAAGUACUUGAUCUCAACGAGGUUUCUCAAGCAAUUAUCAGCAUAAUGCUGCCACCACCAGGAUUCACAUUGUCGUGAUCUUCAGUGUCUGUCUUGUAAUCAAAAAUGUGAAAAUGUGGAAAAAUGAAAGAUUUCAAGCAAACUGUUGAUGAUUUUUUAAAAUGAAUCUAACUGCUAUUUUUGGCAGGUUUUUAGAACUUGAAGAAUAGUGUUUCCUUUUUCACAAAGUGUCAAAAGAUACCAAUAGUUUCCAUAUUGGCAUUUUUUAUAACAUUUUAGGUUUUUUUUUAAAUAAUAAACAGUAUCAGGGUUGGUGUUUACCAGGAUUUUACUGAAUAUGUUGUAGUAUUCGUACUGUCCUGUCAGCUAAACACACGUUAGGUUAAUUAGUUUGUGAAUUUGUUUUACAUUAUGGCUAAUUUGUGAUCAGAAAUC
This is a messenger RNA of Xiphophorus couchianus (Monterrey platyfish), 1993 nucleotides long. It is a transcript of the gene poglut1, whose product is annotated as protein O-glucosyltransferase 1. The transcript has 11 exons. Gene Ontology annotation, cellular component: endomembrane system. Gene Ontology annotation, molecular function: UDP-glucosyltransferase activity; UDP-xylosyltransferase activity. The record is from RefSeq and is a predicted model, not a curated record. NCBI's taxonomy places the organism in Eukaryota, Metazoa, Chordata, Actinopteri, Cyprinodontiformes, Poeciliidae. Bases 68 to 1225 code for a protein of 385 amino acids. Gene Ontology annotation, biological process: protein O-linked glycosylation; positive regulation of Notch signaling pathway.